GUCCACUUGGACCAAUCAACUGACAACACGAUACAACAUUUUAAAAUGUUUAGCCAAAGCAGAGAUUUGGUAUUUCAUUAAUUCACAUUUAUCUGCCGUAGCACAACAAUAUUCCCAAGCAUAAAUAAGACCCAAAGGCCACAAUGACAACUCCGAUAUUCAGCGAUAUGGCAUGUUCCCCGAUCUGGUCCAGGAUCACUCCAUAUUUGGUCCUGCUGGCCCUGGAAACGUUUGUGGAUGUAGCCAGCGGUUUAUCGCAAGCAGAAAUUGAUAGACAUCUGGAAUUGGGUAGGGAGUACUUGGUCAAAAACCAGCUGGGAGAUGCUUUAAGCCAGUACCAUUUGGCUGUGGAAGGAGAUCCACUAAACUACCUAACUUACUUUAAAAGAGGUACAAUUUACUUGGCACUAGGUAAGCCUAAAAACGCCCUAAGUGACUUCGAUAAAGUCUUGGAACUUAAGCCGGACUUCACUGCUGCUAGAAUCGAGAGAGGCAACAUCCAUUUAAAGCAGGGUAACUAUGAUCUCGCUCAGUUAGAUUUCUACAAUGUCUUAAAAGUAGACCCAUAUAAUAUGGAGGCAAAUGAGCAUAUGCAAAAGCUUGAGCCUGCCAAAGAGAAAAAACGAAGUGCCGAAUAUUAUUAUGCCCAUAACGACUAUAACACCGCACUUCAUUACUUGUCUGAGGCCAUAGAAUUCAGCCCUUAUGCAGCGGAUCUAUACGAUUUCCGAGCGGAACUGCAUACAGCCAAUGGGGACGUUAUGGCGGCCAUUUCAGACUUAAAAACAGCCACAAAAUUAAUGGGAGAUAGUACAGAAGGAUAUUUGAAAAUUUCUAAAAUGUUAUACAACAUCGGGCAUGCCACUGAAUCAUUAAAAGCCAUCAGGGAGUGCUUGAAGUUAGAUCCAGAACAUAAGGCCUGUUUUUCAUUUUACAAGAAAAUAAAGAAUAUUGAGAAGUUUUUGACUGAUGCAGAGGUUUCUUUGGAAAAUAAGAAUUAUGCUGAUGGUAUCAAGUCAGCCCAAAAGGUGAUCAAAAAUGAAAAAGAGGUCCCAGAAAUCAUCUUUGAAGCAAAGCGCAUCCUCUGCAGCUGUUACUCCAAUGACGAACAAACAGAGGAAGCAAUAAAAGCAUGUUCUGAUGCCCUGAAGAUCAGCGAAGAUCCAAAUGUGUACUGUGAUAGAGCGGAAGCAUACUUGCAAUCAGAGCAGUAUGAUGAUGCCAUUAAAGACUUUAGAGCGGCUCUGGAAAUUGAUAAGAAUUUCGAGAGGGCCAAGGAGGGAUUAGAUAAGGCUGAAAAUAGACAGAAACAGUCUGAGAGGAGGGACUAUUAUAAGAUUUUAGGUGUAAAACGUACCGCGACCAAAAAAGAAAUCGUCAAGGCGUAUAGAAAAGCGGCCCAAAAAUGGCAUCCGGACAACUACCAACAGGACGAAAAAAUGAAAAAAAUAGCAGAAAAAAAGUUCAUAGACAUAGCGGCGGCCAAAGAAGUCUUAACCGACGAGGAGAAGAGGCGACAGUUCGACAGCGGCGAAGAUCCGUUAGACCCCGAGUCCGGCAAACAAAACAUGCACCCGAACUUCCACCAUUUCCAAAGUUUCCACGGGAGUCCGUUCCAGUUCCGGUUCCAUUUCCGUUAAAUUCCGGUUUUCGGUUGACUAUUUGUAAAUUAUUGGAUGAAUCGGUCGGUCGGUGAUGAAACAUUGUAUGUGUGUGUGUUGUGUGUGGUGUAUUCGCACAAUCAAACGGACGAUAUUUUAGCCCAUCAUCAAGCAAAAGUACCAAAAUUGCAUGAUUAAAUUAACGUAGCACGUAUGCAUUUAGUCAAGCAUAAAGUGCCAUGGCUUUUUUGUUUUUCAUUUGAGCACUACACAGUGCUUUUAACCGUCAUAGAACAAGUUACAAAGUGAAUUGUUGGCUUAGCAAAGGGCGUGUAAAGACACGGUACACUCCAGUGGGGUUUACAGGCUGUUAUAUUUGUUAGUUUCGUGGUAUGUGAACUGUUUAAUGUUUUUUUGGGACUGAAGUACAUAAGUUAUUUAAUGAUUGUAAAUAUAUAAAAACAAUAAAAGAUUUUUCCUUAAUGAGCAAA
Molecule: messenger RNA, 2092 nt
Organism: Anthonomus grandis grandis
Lineage: Eukaryota; Metazoa; Arthropoda; Insecta; Coleoptera; Curculionidae
Gene: P58IPK
Product: dnaJ homolog subfamily C member 3
Exons: 3
Coding region: 144-1640 (498 amino acids)
Biological process (GO): protein folding in endoplasmic reticulum
Cellular component (GO): endoplasmic reticulum
Molecular function (GO): protein-folding chaperone binding; misfolded protein binding
Source: RefSeq, a predicted model, not a curated record